Messenger RNA from Anthostomella pinea, 663 nucleotides. The record is from the annotation of a GenBank genome assembly. NCBI's taxonomy places the organism in Eukaryota, Fungi, Ascomycota, Sordariomycetes, Xylariales, Xylariaceae.
AUGGCUGAGGAAGGCCAAGCGACGCCUGUGAGGCGUCAUCAAAACCCAGCGAUAUUCGUGUGCGACAUCCAAGACAAGUUCCGCAACGCCAUAUGGCAAUUCGAUAAGAUACUCCUCACCGCGCAAAAGGUGCUGCGCGCCGCAGAGAUACUGAAGAUACCUAUCUACGUGACGACGCAGAACGGCGGCAAACUGGGCCCCACGGUGCUGGAGCUGCAGCCACUCCUCAAAGAUGCUGUAGUUUCCGCCGACAAGACGUACUUCAGUAUGAUGGUGCCUGAGGUCGCACAGCACUUCCUGCCGGGCCCGGCAACGACGACUGUGUACCCGUCUCAGGCGCAGCCGAAGCCGAAGAGCGAGGUCGUCAUUGUUGGUAUUGAGAGCCAUAUCUGCGUGACGCAGACGACGCUGGACCUACUGGCGGCCGGCCAUCGCGUCUAUGUGCUCGCCGACGGCGUCAGCAGCUGCAACGAGCAGGAAGUGCCCAUCGCGCUGGCACGACUGCGCACCGAGGGCGCCAUCGUCACGACGAGCGAAAGCUGGCUGUACGAGUGCAUGGGAGACGCGGGCAUUCCCGAGUUCCGCGACAUCGCCAAGGUGGUUAAGGAGACGAGCACGGCUACCAAGACGGCGCUCGGCGGGCUUUUCAACAGCAAGAUGUAG